This is a messenger RNA of Cokeromyces recurvatus, 1194 nucleotides long. RefSeq lists its product as uncharacterized. The transcript has 4 exons. Lineage: Eukaryota; Fungi; Mucoromycota; Mucoromycetes; Mucorales; Mucoraceae. The annotation marks the transcript as partial. The record is from RefSeq and is a predicted model, not a curated record.
UAUUUCAUCUACAGGGCUACUUUAUCUCUAUUACGUGAAUUUAAACGAUUUAUAUUUUUAUUUAUUUUUAAUGAUUGUAUAUAUUCUUAAAUAUUUACUUUUACAUUUGUUCAGUCUAUUAAAAUUUGAAAUUACCCAUCAGAAUUAAAAAAAAAAGAUUCUUUACUUCCAUUUAUUUAUAAUUGAUCAAUUUAGACAUUUCAUUACUUAAAUGCUGGUGAAUUGGAAUAAAAAGAAAAAAUCUAUUUUAUUUUAUAAUUUCUUAAUUUUAAGCCCAGUUAAAAUUCAUAGUAAUAAUCUCCCCCUUUUCUUGAUUUCCUAAUUUUUUUUCUAUUUUUUCAUUUUUUCAUUUUUUUAUUUUUUCUCUCACUAUUUAAACUAGUUUUUAUUUUAAGAUGCCUAAAUUUACUACUAAAAGUGAAAAAAAGAUUUGCAGAUGUGAAGAUUGUUCCAAGAAUGCAGCUGGAUUUCGUGUGGUCAAUCGCCAUACAUUGAGAAAGCAUGCUAAAAUGGCAAUGAAGACAGUAAUGACGUUGAACAAUGUUGAACACAUUACUGAAGAAGUUUCAACAACUGAUGAAGUAGAGAUCGUCAAUCCAAUUUACAUUGAUGCUAAUAAUGAAAUGAUUGACAAUUCUGAAGAAAGCAAUAGCUUAGAAUUUGAUGAAUUAGAAGACUUCGAUUACCAAGAUGGUGAAAAAGUUAUUGAAGAUGAUGACAUUCAAAUGUCUUCUGAUGAAUUUGAUGAGAAACUUCUCAAAAUUAAUGCCAAUGAAGCUUUACCAAUGUUUAUUAUGAUUUUCUUGGUAUUUUUCCAGAUUGGUAACCUUUCAGUCUCUUCAACUGAACUUAUAUUUAAGUUUAUGAGCGCUGUUUUGUCUUUACUUGGUGCUUCUUACCAGUUUCCUUUGAAGCUGAGUACCAUCAAAAGAAGAAUCAAAGCUGAUUUUGCUAUCAAUGGGUUGAAAAAAUUUAUAGUAUGUGCCAAGUGCAAUACUACUUAUGAUUAUGAUGAGAUUAUUGACGGAUCAGCAAUUAUUAAAAAAUGCACCAAAUUAUUGUUUCCUUCUCAUGCUGGAAUCGUUAAACGCUGUAAUCAUCCUUUAGUUGAAAAAAAUAACAGUAAUAUCAUAAAGCCUAAAAAACGUUAUGUUUACAAUUCAGUAAAAGCAACAUUGGAAAAAUUUUUUAUGC